CCUUACCAAUUAAUAAUAUCUAGGUAUAGUCUAUAACAUUAUUACAUGACUUCAUCCAACUUCAAGAAGAUAGAGCCACAAUAUUUUGGUUUACAGUUUGCCCAUGUCAAUAGUUACACUUUUAGAAGAUAUUACCAUAGAAAAAGGAUAGCAGAAUACAAUUUUAAUGAAACUCAAAAGAUUUUAAUAUUAUUUUAUCAAAUAAUCGAUUUCGGGGUCUAUCGAAUGUCGCAUCACUAUUACUAUUGUCAUCAUUGAAAGUUGAAGUACAUUAUAAAACGUUUGUAAAAUGUUUUUCUCUGUUUUUUAUUGAAUAAGAAUAAAGUUGUACGCUAUAACAGUGUCAUAUUACUAUAUUUUUAGUUUGCUUAUUUAUCGUGAAAUAAUAAUUAGAACCAGAAAAUGUUUUCUGUAGACUCUGUUGCUAGCAGUGCUAGCACAAGCACAACACCACAAAGAUUAGAAGUGGAAAAUGUUAUUGGAGACAGUGAUAUUACGAAUAUUGACAUGAUGUCAGAAAUUGAAAAAGAACUACAAGAUAACCCCGGCGACUUGAUAUCUCUUGUGUUUCUUCUUUAUGAGGUACCGGACACAGCACUACAACGUUUGAUUGUUUUUCAACGCGUUUCCAACGAUGCCAGUAACUCUAUAAAUCUGAACAUGCUACACGAGUGGUUUCGACAUGCUAAGCACAACCCCAACUGGAAACAUGAAUUUGUAGAAGCUCUGCUUAUCUGUCAACUGUAUAGUAUUGUCAGAAAACUAGGAUUAAAUGUCCCUGCAGCACGCAGGUACUAUCAAACGGACUCCAUAACUGUAAAAAUGUACAUAAACCCCAUGAAAAAAGCCUUAUACAAAUUAUGUGAAAGCAUUAACUCUGACAAUCUUCUGAAACUUAAAAAAGCUCUCCUAACUUAUGAGACUGACACUACAGAAUAUGAAUGUUGUGAACAAGUUUUUCUAAAGCUCAUGUGUGACAAAUUUAUAACAAUUAAUCAAUACCAAUACAACAAAAAGGUUCUGGGCUUUAAAGUGGAAAUAGACAAACUUGUCAAGAUUUUAGACAACCUGCCGGGACUGAAGAAACUGCUUUUAGAGAUCAAUAUGUUGCAACAAUCAUUGAAUGAUGAGCACAAACCAAGUGCCUCAGUUGCUACCAGUACUCCUAUAAUGAAACAUAUGAAAGUGGAUGAAACAAAUCAAGGGAAAGCUGAUGACAAUUACUACAAUAUGGACUUUAAUGAUGUUUUUGAAAUGCUUGGGGAAUUGCAGUUGGAUGAAAGAGCACAAGAAUCUCUGAAGUCUGAUAGGAAGCUACUGGACAAUGAUAGCUAUGAAAUCAAGAGUAACAACAGGGUUGGAGUUUGUGUCAUCAUAAAUCAGGAAACAUUUUAUCCAUCCAAGAACAGCAUUGAAUUAAAUGGAAAUAUUACACUAGAUACAAGAAUUGGCUCCGACAAGGAUAAGAUGAUUCUAGAAAAGACUAUGAGUGAACUAAACUUUACCGUUUUCUCUGAAACAGAUUUGGACCAUAAAAAGAUGAUGCAGUUCAUAAUGAAUGUUGUCAAACAUAAAGUCAGCAAGAAUGACAGCAUUUUUAUGCUGUGCAUACUGUCUCAUGGAGUAAAGGGCCAGGUAUAUGCAGCUGAUUCUGUGAAAGUUAAAAUGGAUGAUAUUCAGAAUUUACUGGACUCUGAUGAAGCUAAAAAUAUACACAGCAUUCCCAAGCUUUUGAUAGUUCAAGCUUGCCAAGUUGAUGAAAAUACUCCCCAGAUUUUAGUGGCUGACAGCCCGAGAGAUUACAAUUUAAGGAAGUCUAACUUCCUUGUUUACUAUGCCACUGCACCUGAACUAGAAGCAUACAGAAAUGAAAAAAGAGGGUCAAUAUUCAUACAGGUACUAUGUAGAACAAUAAGGAAGUUUGCUAAUAAUGAACAUGUCUAUGAUAUUUUCACUAAAGUCAAUAAUAAUGUGAAUUUUAUAUGCCAAAAGGUGGGAUGUACCCAAGUGCCUCUAUUUCAGUCAACUUUGACAAAAAAGCUUUACUUACAAGUUCCCACGAAUCCAGAUAAGUGAUUAACAUUUAUGUCGUUUAACCAGUCUUAGAUUUAAGGAAAUAAAGAUAUAUUAUAAAUAAAUAAAAAUAUACCGUGUAAAUAAAAUUAAAAAAGGAACUGGAUAUGCAAUAAUAGUUACAUUAGAAUAAGUGCUAUUUUAUUAUGGGGUGGGGCAAUCAUUGAAUGGCUUCUCUCGCCUGGGACUAGUCUAGAAUAAGUGCUAUAAGUACGUACAUAGAGAUUAAGAAAAUUUAUUUUAAAAAUACUCAGAGAAAUAGUUAAUCAAAAUGUAAUCAAGUGCUAUAUUUUUGUAAUUAAAUGAAAUUGAAUCAAUAAAGGUUAUUUUAAAAAU
Messenger RNA from Spodoptera litura, 2409 nucleotides. RefSeq names its product death related ced-3/Nedd2-like protein (gene Dredd). Gene Ontology annotation, biological process: proteolysis. Gene Ontology annotation, molecular function: cysteine-type endopeptidase activity. The record is from RefSeq and is a predicted model, not a curated record. NCBI's taxonomy places the organism in Eukaryota, Metazoa, Arthropoda, Insecta, Lepidoptera, Noctuidae.